Molecule: messenger RNA, 1045 nt
Organism: Panicum hallii
Lineage: Eukaryota; Viridiplantae; Streptophyta; Magnoliopsida; Poales; Poaceae
Product: non-specific lipid transfer protein GPI-anchored 2-like
Exons: 3
Coding region: 153-764 (203 amino acids)
Source: RefSeq, a predicted model, not a curated record
UCAACGACGCAUCACCAUUCGCAAGGCCAUCCAAAGCUAGCUUUUCCCUCUUCGAUCGACAACUCGUCUAGCUCGUGCGAUCGAUCGAGCUGUGCAGUCAGCUGGGCGGCGAGAGGCGGCGGCUAGCUACUAGCUCAUCGGAGGAUCUAUCGAUGGGGCUGAACCUCAACCUGGCCAUGAGGCUGCUCGCGGCGGCCGCGGUCGUGGCGUCGCUGGCGGCGCCGGCGUCGGGGCAGGGCGGGGCGGCGUCGUGCACGGCGUCGCUGAUCACCAGCUUCACCCCCUGCCUCAACUUCCUCACCAACAGCACCAACGGCGGCGGCUCGGCGCCGACGCAGGACUGCUGCCGGUCCCUGGCGGCGCUGGUGAACGCGAGCACCGGCUGCGCGUGCCUCAUCCUCACCGGCAACGUGCCGCUCGGCGCGCCCGUCAACCGGACGCUCGCCGUCAUGCUGCCCAAGGCCUGCGACUCCGCCGCCGUCCCGCUGCAAUGCCGAGACACGUCGGCUCAAAUCCCAGCUCCUGGCCCAGUCGCCGCCGGCGCGCCCUCCGCCGCCUUGCCCCCGCUGCUGCCAGCGACGCCGGCAACGCCGGAGCCUGAAGCGCCGGCGCCGCCGGUGGUGGAUCCGACCGGGACGGCGCCGGUCAGCCAGGGGCAGACGAGGCCGAUGGUGCUGCCAAGCUCCGCCUGGAGAGCGAGCGAUCACGCCCCCGCGACGGCGGCGCUCGUGCUGCUGCUCGCCGCUGGAGCUGCACUGGUGUGACCGCGGCACUGGUCUGCUGAACAGGCAACAGCCGAGUUGUGUAUAGUUGCAGGGUGCUCUUUAUAUUUGCACAUGUUUUGUUGCAGAGUGGUACAGAGUUCGGUGCUAAUUUGUACUACUAUUCUUGUGUGAGUGAUUUUAUCUGGGACAGUGCAUUAGCUCAAAUUGUAGAUAGUUUUAGCAAAUCUAUGUACAUAGAUUUUGUUAGAUACAUAGCAAAAAAUUUGUAUUUAGAUUUGCCAAAACAAUCUACAGUUUGGAACAGAUGGAGUUGUUAUAAA